AUGCCUCCAAUCGAUACUAAAAAAUCAUAAAUUACUGACUUUUCUUAAAGCACUCGUUUAUAAUACUUGGGAGACAAAAAAUCAUAAAAAUCUGCUGCCUUUUUCAGAGAUACUAGAGUUUCUUCAUGCUCAUAUAUUUCUUUGAAAGGCGGAGUUCCUAGAGCUAUUCCUUACUAUGGUUCUCCCACUAAGACUUACGCUGAUACAAUGUCCAAGAGCUCAUAUAUUAGCUCUCUUAACCAUGACACUUAUAGAGUAAGACCCUACUAGCAUGUUGGAAUGAGCUAAAAGUUGCUUGAACCCUAUCACCCUCACUCUUAUAGAAAUCGUUUACCAGUUCCCGAUGCUCCUCCACAAUUUAGCAAUGCUUCUCAAAUAGAAGUCGGAGAUAGAUCUGAGGUUAACCAUAGAAGAUUUGUUAGUCAAUCUAAAAACGUAUAUGGAAAUUUUGGUAAAUUCGAUCCCGUUAGCAAUCCAGGUAUUUUGGCUUCUAAGACCAAAUGGCACCAUCACCUCCAAAGUAAAUGA
Molecule: messenger RNA, 528 nt
Organism: Tetrahymena thermophila SB210
Lineage: Eukaryota; Ciliophora; Oligohymenophorea; Hymenostomatida; Tetrahymenidae
Exons: 3
Source: RefSeq, a predicted model, not a curated record